Molecule: messenger RNA, 828 nt
Organism: Closterium sp. NIES-65
Lineage: Eukaryota; Viridiplantae; Streptophyta; Zygnematophyceae; Desmidiales; Closteriaceae
Source: the annotation of a GenBank genome assembly
AUGUUGUUCCACGCGGCGGGCGCGGAGGGCAGUCGGCCGACGUUCUUCGAGAUGGCGGCGGCGGACUUCCUCCCCGCCUCGCUAAAAGCCGCCGCGCUAUACGCCCUCGGGGUGUUGGCACAGCACCGUCCCUCGCUGCACCGCCUGCUGGACCACAGCGACGAGCUCUCUGCUGCUGCGCUGCUGCUGCUGGAGUGGCACUCGCUCAAAACACAUGGCGCCUCCUUUGGUGAGUCCAUGUACGGCCUUCGCCGCAUCUCCACCGUUCCCCACCGCCCUUCACCCAGCCAAGCAGCACUACGAACAGGGGCCACAGCAGGGAGAGCAGCAGGAGGGGCGGAGGGGGCAGGCAGAGGAGAGAGGGCGGCAGGGGGACAGGAGGGCGGGUCAGCAUCAUACGGCAUGUCUCGCAAGCAGCGGGCGCUGUCUCUUCUCUUUCUGGUUCUCCUGCCCUACCUGCGCGCCAAGCUGCAUGCUCUGUUUGCUAUAAGCUGUAGCCCUACCACCACCCUUUCAUCUCUCCACUAUAACCCAUACCCUCUACCACAUACCAGGUUCUCCUGCCCUACCUGCGCGCCAAGCUGCAUCCUGUACCCAUCCUUACCCAUUCGUCUCUCCACCACACCACAUCCCUUUUACUGCACGGCAGGUGCUGCUGCCCUACCUGCGCGCCAAGCUGCAUGCUCUGUUUGCUGUUCGCUAGAGGCAGAGGCAGGCCCGCUCUUUAAGUCGACUCAAAACACACCCUACCCUUUACCACAUACCACAUACCAGGUGCUGCUGCCCUACCUGCGCGCCAAGCUGCAUGCUCUGUUUGCUGUUCGCUAG